Molecule: messenger RNA, 627 nt
Organism: Fraxinus pennsylvanica
Lineage: Eukaryota; Viridiplantae; Streptophyta; Magnoliopsida; Lamiales; Oleaceae
Source: the annotation of a GenBank genome assembly
AUGGGCUCUCAAAUCCUGAAAAUCUCACCAUUUGCUGCCUCUAGAACCUUCAUUCUCAAUUCAACUCAUUUCUCAAGAGCUGUACUAAAUUCAUCAGCCCCCAACAAUUCUCUUUCUAAUUCGCAUAUCAAAUCUUUUUCGUUUGCGAAACCCAUAAAAUAUUGCAAAAAUUUGAGUGGGUUGAAUCAUCUACGAGGCUUCAGAGGUGGGGUCGUGGCCAUGGCGGCACCUGGUUCAGCUUCCAAGUCUGAGGAGGAAUGGCGUGCAAUUCUUUCUCCUGAACAGUUCCAGAUUCUCAGGCAGAAAGGCACUGAGUAUCCUGGUACUGGGGAGUAUGACAAGUUCUUUGAAGAAGGUAUCUACAAAUGCGCAGGAUGUGGAACUCCCCUUUAUAGAUCCACAACAAAAUUUAACUCGGGAUGUGGUUGGCCAGCAUUCUAUGAGGGUAUCCCAGGGGCUAUAAACCGAAAUCCGGAUCCAGAUGGAAUGCGGGUAGAAAUUACAUGUGCAGCCUGUGGUGGUCACCUCGGUCACGUUUUUAAAGGUGAAGGGUUUCGCACACCUACGGACGAACGCCAUUGUGUUAACAGUAUUUCAUUGAAGUUCACUCCUGCGAAUUCUGGAUGA